CAAAUGGGGAGAGCAUGUGAAGGCUUCUACUAACUUCGUGACUCCAUCCGUAAACCCCCUCUCUUCUUCUUCACCCAUGCUCAUAUUCCGCAGGCUCAUCUUCUCCAAAAAAAUCCCAUCUUUUUCGCCCCCAAUCUCAAACCCUAACCCUAUCCUCCCCCAAAUCAACCGCUUUGGGUUCCAUAAAUCGAGCUCUAGGUCCUCUUUCAUGGCCUCCGGCGGCUGCAGGACUGAGGACGCAGCGAGGCGGCGGCAACCCUUUGCUCCCCUUCCACCGUCCAAUGGCGAUAAGGCUGAGUUGUUCAGGGGGUUGGAAGCGGCGAUAGGUUCAACUUUUGGCUCAGAUCCUUUAGCGCCGCCGCCCAACCCAUUAAUCAUUGUAAUCAGUGGUCCAAGUGGUGUAGGCAAGGAUGCCGUUAUCAAGAGGCUUCAAGAAGUUCGUGGAGGAAUCCACUUUGUCGUCACAGCUACCAGCAGAGCAAAACGUCCUGGUGAGGUUGAUGGGAAGGAUUACUAUUUUGUUACAAAAGAGGAGUUCCUUUCUAUGAUUGAAAGGAAUGACCUCUUAGAAUAUGCUCUUGUCUAUGGGGAUUACAAAGGGAUUCCAAAACAACAGAUUCGAGACUUCAUGGCCAAGGGCUACGACAUUGUUCUAAGAGUAGAUAUACAAGGAGCAGCAACCCUAAGAUCAAUCCUUGGAGAUUCCGCUGUCUUCAUUUUUCUCGUUGCAGAGAGUGAAGAAGCACUAGUAAAGCGACUCAUAGAUCGAAAAACUGAAACAAGUGAUAUGUUGCUUGUGAGAAUUGCCACAGCUAGAGAAGAAGUAAGGCAUAUGAAGAACUUCGAUUAUGUUGUUGUUAAUGCUGAAGGAAAGCUUGAUGAAUCUGUGAAGCUCGUGGAGUCUAUAAUUGAUGCUGAGAAAGCUAAAGUCAGGCAACGCUUUGUGAAGAUUUAGAUGUUGAGGUAUGUUUGUUAUUAUUAUUGUUUUGUUUCCUUUUUCAUGCAUCAAUCAGUGAGAUAGGAUUUAAAUUUAACAGUUACUUUGAUUUUGGCUUGGAUUAGUGAAAAAAUUGUGUAAUUUUGCAACGUACGAACAAUUCAGACGGUGGAUUUGAUGAAA
Molecule: messenger RNA, 1120 nt
Organism: Asparagus officinalis (garden asparagus)
Lineage: Eukaryota; Viridiplantae; Streptophyta; Magnoliopsida; Asparagales; Asparagaceae
Product: guanylate kinase 2, chloroplastic/mitochondrial
Exons: 4
Coding region: 77-955 (292 amino acids)
Biological process (GO): purine nucleotide metabolic process
Cellular component (GO): cytosol
Molecular function (GO): GMP kinase activity
Source: RefSeq, a predicted model, not a curated record